This is a messenger RNA of Arachis stenosperma, 1539 nucleotides long. RefSeq lists its product as uncharacterized. The transcript is spliced from 9 exons. Gene Ontology annotation, molecular function: hydrolase activity. Bases 456 to 1316 code for a protein of 286 amino acids. NCBI's taxonomy places the organism in Eukaryota, Viridiplantae, Streptophyta, Magnoliopsida, Fabales, Fabaceae. The record is from RefSeq and is a predicted model, not a curated record.
CUUCCAUGUUGUGAUAACGUGUCAGGUUCCAAAGUCCAAAGAGUAAGGUGAGCGCGUGAAGAUAGAGCAAAGGUUUUCCGCCGCACCUAUGUUUGGCGCGUCUUUUCACGCGCUAACCAUUUCAUCUUCCAGCUUCAGUUUGAGCUGCAGGAACAACUCUUCACGCUCUUCAAUGGCCGCAUCCACUGUUCGUAUUGCCGUCGUCGGCGAUGUGCAUGAUUGCUGGAACUUAGAAGAAGAUUCUAAGGCACUUGAGUUUUUGCAGCCAGAUUUGGUGCUGUUUACAGGCAAGUUUUUUUGUUUCAGCUGAUCAACAACCUAAAGCACUGUGAUGAGUUUCCUAAAUGCAUUUUGGUGCCAUUGUUCAAGAGACUGAGACCUAGAAAGGCACAAGCUGCAAGGAUAAGGCUAUAUACAUAAUCCACCCUCCCCUUACCCCACUAGGUGUUAGUCUCAUGCAGCCACUACUUCAUCAUGGACUAAUUGGUGAUUUUGGUGAUGAAAAUGUUGAAGUUGUUCAGAGUGUAGCCAAUCUUGAAUUUCCUAAAGCAGUUAUACUGGGAAACCAUGAUUCCUGGUUUACUAAGCAAUUUUCUGGAAGUGAGAAGGAUAAUGUGCAGCUUCAGCUAGAAUGCCUUGGCGAGGAGCAUGUGGCCUAUCAACGUUUAGACUUUCCCAUGAUAAAAGUGAGUGUUGUUGGUGGACGGCCAUUUUCUUGUGGGGGUAAAGCUUUGUUCCCCAAAAAGCUCCUGGCUGCAAGAUAUGGAAUUAAAGACAUGGAUGAAAGUGCUAGGAGAAUCUAUAAAGCUGCUCAUGGCACACCAGAGGAUCAUUUUCUUAUAUUACUAGCACAUAAUGGACCUACAGGCCUUGGUUCUGCUGUGAAUGAUAUAUGCGGCAAAGAUUGGGAAUUUAAGGGUAAUGGUGAUCAUGGUGACCCAGAUCUAGCACAAGCAAUAUCCAUGAUAAAGGAGAACAAUCAAGUCUCUAUUCCAUUGGUUGUGUUUGGCCACAUGCACAAAGAGCUGGCAUAUGGCAAAGGCUUUAGGAAAAUGGUUGUAGCCGGCACUGACAACACCAUAUAUUUGAAUGGGGCCAUAGUUCCUAGAGUCAAAACGUCGCUAGACGAAGUCAAGGGGAACUCGGAUGAUCAAAGUUCCCUUAACUCACCACCAGAGGCUGGUGGUACAACAAGAGUCUUUACUUUGGUUGUGAUUUCAGAAGGAAGAGUUGUGAAGAUAAUAGAGAGUUGGGUCUCGGUUGUCAAAGACAGGACCACUUUAGAAGAAGAGCAUAUAUUAUUCGAAGGGAGUUAGGAACAUCAUUCCUCAUCCUCCACAUUUUAGGUCCUUUGCUUAAGUCACAUCAUAUCAUACUUGAUUGAUACACAAACACAUGGUAUUCAAUGUUGACACCACGGUGUAGAAUUGACAUGUCUUGAUAAUAAUUCUCAUCUAUAUGGUGCUUUAUAAUUAUUAUACUUGUAUUGGUACCUUUUCAUUUAUGUGGUAAUCCAAAUAUGCAGGCUCUCUGUCUUUA